This is a messenger RNA of Symbiodinium necroappetens, 540 nucleotides long. The record is from the annotation of a GenBank genome assembly. NCBI's taxonomy places the organism in Eukaryota, Dinophyceae, Suessiales, Symbiodiniaceae.
AUGGGCCGACGCACUUCGCCGACAAAUACCCGCCGCAAGGCGCCGAAGGCGGUACCCGAUGCAAGCCGGAGCAAGGUUGUACAUGCUGUCCGCUCCAUGGCCGGAUCCGUUUUGAGCUCGGCUGCCUCCGUCUUUGAGCGUGCGGGGUAUUUCUGUUCGGAUCCAAAGCCAACGGACGGCGAGUUCGAGGAUCUUCAGUCGGAGCUGCAGGAAGCCGUUCGAUCUCGUGCCACAGCGAUUUUGCAACACUACAAGGAAAUUGCCGAGCCUGCGCGCAGUGUCCAAGCAGAGGAAUGCCUUCUGAAGGACCUGACAGAGCUGUCUUCAGCCAUCCGCCAGCUGACAGAGGCUGAGUUGAAUCGUGGAAGGUUGCUGCGCAACUUGCGUGGUGACUUGGAGUCUUUGGCCGCGGAGCUGAGGGUGCAAGUCACGAAUGCAGCCACAGCGGCCGCAAAAGCUAGAGGCGGGCGAGUGGCGAGUGCAGCUCCCAAGACAAUCGGCAUUGCUUCGCGCCCGCGGACUCGUACCUUGCGUGACUGA